AUGUCUGCUCCAGGUACUUUGUCGCCGGGCGCCUAUCUGGCAGCCGGCACGCCUCUGAUUGUCGCUUGCGCCGGUUUCGUGGGCAUAAGAUGCGCGAUGAACAUCAAGGUGUACAAAAAGCUUUUUAUUGCGGACUAUGUCUCCAUCCUUGGGUUCGCUUUCGUUACAAUCGUAUUCGCCAUGAACCACGUUAUCAUUCAAAGAUUCGCCAAUCCGCUAGGAUCAUUAAACUGGCUGAAUCGGGUUGCGGUGGUUAUAACGGUCAUUAUCACAUUUGAACUGUGGACAGAAAAAGCACCGAUUCUGCUCAUCUAUGUCCGACUUUUUGGCAUCAAAAAGUGGCUGGAAUACGUCUGCUAUACCAACCUUGCGAUUUCAGCCUUGGCAUAUAUCUGCGCCAUGUCACCCACCUUCAUGCGAUGUGACCCUAACGCCAAAUCGGCGACCCUCGAAGACCUUGGAUACUAA
Messenger RNA from Aspergillus steynii IBT 23096, 468 nucleotides. RefSeq lists its product as uncharacterized. The transcript is spliced from 4 exons. The record is from RefSeq and is a predicted model, not a curated record. Lineage: Eukaryota; Fungi; Ascomycota; Eurotiomycetes; Eurotiales; Aspergillaceae. Bases 1 to 468 code for a protein of 155 amino acids.